Molecule: messenger RNA, 4126 nt
Organism: Adelges cooleyi (spruce gall adelgid)
Lineage: Eukaryota; Metazoa; Arthropoda; Insecta; Hemiptera; Adelgidae
Gene: FBXO11
Product: F-box only protein 11
Exons: 9
Coding region: 774-3539 (921 amino acids)
Biological process (GO): regulation of apoptotic process; ubiquitin-dependent protein catabolic process; protein ubiquitination
Molecular function (GO): zinc ion binding; protein binding
Source: RefSeq, a predicted model, not a curated record
CGCCACCGUCGCGGCAGUCUAGUACCGAAACCCUAAUGGUUUGCUUGUGUGCGUUUAAUACACGAGCGUAAUAAAAAUAUUUCUCCGUGCGUGUAUGUGUCCGGCGAGUGCGAGUGCGAGCCAUAGAAGAGAGCACAUAGACGCAUAGAAUACAUACAGCACUACAUAGGUAUACCUACUGUAAACACAUUACAGUUUACACACACACACACACACGCGCGCGCGCUGCACACAAUCGCUGCACUGGUGCUGCCUAGAGAGGAGAAAAAAAAAUGUCCGUCCGACGUCGUCGUUCAUGACCAGCAGCAGCUGCCUGUUCCUUUCUUUUGUCUCGACCCGACCGUGUGUGUGUGAGUGUGUGUGUGCACGCCCGCCGCCGUCGUUGUCGUCCUCAGCAACGAUACAUCGAUAUAAUAAUAAUAAAAUAAAAAUAUAUUAUAUUACAUUAAAAAUAAAUGUUCGAAAAAUGUAUAGCGUAUAAAUUCGUAAUGUAUUCGUAUAGUAAUAAAUUAAUAAAACAAAAUAUAUAUUUAUAAUAUAAUAAAUAAUAAUCGUAUCGUCGCCGUCCGCGCGACAGUGUCGUGUCGUGAGCGUUAGUCAGUUUUGUUUUUUUUUUUUUUCAUAUAUUAUUAUUAUUAUUAUUAUAGUUAUUACUACGAGUCAAUUAUUAUCGUUAGCGUGUGCGCGAGUGUGUCGAUUCGUUGGAUCGCAAACCAAUUGUCGACAGCGAGUGGAACAACGAAAAUAAAAUUGUACGAAAAACGCCGAAGAAAAUGCCGAGCGCGUCGUUCAGUUCGACCCGUUCGUACACCCGGAGGACGAGGCGAAAAGGUACCAACCGCCUGCCCAUACCGUCCAGGACGUCGUCCAAUUCGGGUGGUGUCGUCGAUGCUGGAGUUACGUGUGAACCGUUAGUUGCUGCAAGCGGUAGUUAUGCUACUCCCGGUGGAGCUAGUACAAGUACUAGUUUCCAGCACGUACCGCCUUAUGAUUUAAGGGGUCGAAAAUCCCCUCUUCAUUUGCACGAUGCCAGCACCGCUGGAUGUAGUGCGACGGCACCUGUUCAUCCAACUGCCACUCGGCCUACAUCACCAACAGCGUCGGCUACUGCGUCGGUACUGCAGUCGGCCGCUACGCCUCCUCUAUCGCAACCUGCACGAAAACGACUUAGAAGAAAUACUUCUUGUACAAUUACUAGUGCUGACAAUUCAAAUUCAGCUGCUCAUUACUUACAAUGUGAACUACCGGACGAAGUAAUGCUAACAAUAUUUAGUUAUUUGUAUGAACAAGAUCUUUGUAGAAUAGCUCAAGUUUGUAAAAGAUUUCAAGCAAUCGCUAAUGACAACAACCUGUGGAAAAGGUUAUAUCAAAGUGUUUUUGAAUACGAUACACCUCUUUUUCAUACGGAAGGGUGUCGAUUUGAUUUUAUUCCAUUUGAAGAGAGCGAGCACCAUAAUCCGUGGAAAGAAAGCUUUAGGCAAUUGAAAAAACGUUGCUUACACGUGAGGACGCAUUAUACCGGUACAGCUAAAGAUCCAGUAAGACGAAUGCCACAUUUCGACACUAUUCAAGCGGCCUUAGACCACGCAGACGAGAAUUUAAACGGGGGCGCAAAGAUUUUCUUGCAUCCCGGCACGUACAGAGGUGAAUUCCUGGUAAUAGAUUCAGACGUUACGCUUAUUGGAGCCGCACCUGGUGUUGUCGCAGACGCAGUGGUUCUUGAACGGGAAACCGAAUCGACAGUUAUGUUUGUCGAGGGCGCAAAGAGUGCUUAUUUGGGACAUGUCACAUUAAAAUUUACUCCAAAUGUCACGUCUACAGUGCCGCACCAUAAGCAUUUUUGUCUGGAGGUCGGUGAAAAUUGUUCUCCCACCAUCGAUCAUUGCAUUAUACGUAGCUCGUCGGUCGUGGGAGCUGCAGUUUGUGUGAGCGGAGCCGGUGCGAAUCCUCGAAUACAUCAUUGCGAUGUAAGCGACUGUGAGAAUGUAGGUAUUUAUGUUACUGACCAUGCUCAAGGAACCUUUGAAGACAAUGAAAUAUGUCGAAACGCUUUAGCCGGAGUAUGGGUGAAAAAUCACGCUAACCCUGUGAUGCGCCGUAAUCACAUACAUCACGGAAGAGAUGUAGGCAUUUUCACGUUUGACAACGGACUGGGUUUUUUCGAAGCCAAUGACAUUCACAACAAUCGGAUUGCCGGUUUUGAAGUGAAGGCUGGUGCAAACCCUUCAGUCGUACAAUGUGAAAUUCACCACGGUCAAACAGGUGGAAUUUACGUGCACGAAAAUGGUCUAGGUCAAUUUAUAGAUAACCGCAUUCAUAGUAACAAUUUCGCCGGCGUGUGGAUUACUUCUAAUAGCAAUCCUACGAUACGACGUAACGAUAUCUAUAACGGGCACCAAGGUGGAGUAUACAUUUUCGGCGAAGGCAGAGGUCUUAUUGAACAUAACAAUAUUUAUGGAAACGCAUUGGCGGGUAUACAGAUUCGUACCAACAGUGAUCCUAUUGUUCGACAUAACAAAAUCCAUCACGGCCAACACGGUGGAAUAUACGUACAUGAAAAAGGUGCCGGACUUGUAGAAGAAAACGAGGUGUACGCCAAUACGUUGGCGGGUGUUUGGAUUACGACGGGUAGUACACCAGUACUGAGGCGCAAUAGAAUUCAUUCUGGUAAACAAGUUGGCGUGUACUUUUAUGACAACGGUCAUGGCAAGCUCGAAGACAAUGACAUAUUCAAUCAUUUGUACUCGGGAGUUCAAAUUAGAACUGGCAGUAAUCCAAUAAUCAAAGGAAACAAAAUAUGGGGAGGUCAAAAUGGUGGAGUUUUAGUCUAUAACGGAGGACUAGGUGUAUUAGAGCAAAAUGAAAUAUUUGAUAAUGCUAUGGCAGGUGUUUGGAUUAAAACCGAUUCUAAUCCAACAUUAAAAAGAAACAAAAUAUACGACGGCCGAGAUGGAGGGAUUUGCAUAUUCAAUGGUGGAAAAGGUAACUUGGAAGAAAAUGAAAUAUUUAGAAAUGCUCAAGCUGGUGUACUAAUAUCGACGCAAAGCCAUCCAAUUUUGAGGCGUAACAGAAUAUUUGACGGCUUAGCCGCUGGAGUUGAAAUCACCAAUAACGCAACGGCUACUUUAGAUAGUAAUCAAAUAUUCAAUAACCGUUUCGGUGGCCUUUGCUUAGCCAGCGGUGUACAGCCAAUUGUUAGGAGUAAUAAAAUCUAUAGUAAUCAAGACGCUGUCGAAAAGGCAGUUUGUAACGGUCAGUGUUUGUACAAAAUAUCGUCUUACACUUCGUUUCCAAUGCACGACUUUUAUCGUUGUCAAACAUGCAACACGACUGAUAGAAACGCAAUAUGUGUAAAUUGUAUUAAAACGUGUCACGCAGGACAUGAUGUUGAAUUCAUUAGGCAUGACAGAUUUUUUUGUGAUUGUGGAGCUGGCACAUUAAAUAACCAAUGCCAACUCCAGGGCGAGCCGACUCAAGACACUGACACAUUAUAUGAUUCGGCAGCGCCUAUCGAAUCGCACACUCUGAUGGUGAACUAAACAAAUUAAAUUUGUCAGGUAUACUAUAUAGUAUUGAUUUAAACAACAAAAUUGAUGUAUAACAUUAUUUAGGAUUUUCAAAUUGUUGGUACGUCCGUUCCUAGGCUAAAGUACCGACAGUGUACUUACUGUACAGUCUAGGACGAGAUAUACUUAAUGAUAAGUAUAUUAUAAAUGAUAUCUUCAUUCCUUUUUUUUUUUGUUCUUCUACUUAACAUUCAAACUCUAUGUGCUACCCAAUAUUAUUAUUACUUUUGUUACCGACAAACUCGAUGUUUUGACGGUGGUAUAAGUAUUUCGACUGCAAAUGAUUGUGAUUUUUCUAUUUCCACGUGAAUGUAAUAUAAUGAUGUGGAAGUCAUUCCAACAAUUUCGAAAAAUAAUUAAUUGGUCCCUUUUCACUGCUGACAUUUGUAUAACUAAUUGUGUGUAAUCAAUUCGAAUUGUUCACUCGCAUAAGAUCAUUACCUACCAUUAGACUUAAAAAAUAUAUUUAUAUAUAUCUAUAUAUAUAUAUAAAUUUAUGGUGUUAUCUAUCAAGUCUGUUAUUAAAUAAACAAAAUUAGAAAAUAACUCGUAUUAUUAUU